Halichondria panicea is the source of this 848-nucleotide messenger RNA. RefSeq names its product peptidyl-prolyl cis-trans isomerase B-like. Gene Ontology annotation, biological process: protein peptidyl-prolyl isomerization; protein folding. The record is from RefSeq and is a predicted model, not a curated record. Lineage: Eukaryota; Metazoa; Porifera; Demospongiae; Suberitida; Halichondriidae. Gene Ontology annotation, molecular function: peptidyl-prolyl cis-trans isomerase activity. The coding region runs from base 28 to 675 and encodes 215 amino acids. The transcript has 6 exons.
ACCACGUGUGAUGUUCUAUAUUUGUACAUGUGUAGGACUAAACCGGUAACAAUGGCGGUAGUAAGUGGUACUGUAAUCCUCUUGGUGGCUGGAGCCUGGCUCAUGUCCAUGCAACCUGCAGUGGAGGCAAAGGCCAAGAAAGAACUUCUAAUCACUGAUGUGGUGUUCUUUGAUGUGGAGCAUGGUGGGGAAAAGAUGGGAAGAAUUGAGAUUGGUUUGUUUGGGGAUGUGGUGCCAAAGACGGUCAAAAACUUUGUGUCUCUGGCCACACACGAGAAAGGCUUUGGGUACAAGGGCAGUAACUUCCAUCGCGUUAUCAAAGAUUUCAUGAUUCAAGGUGGUGACUUCACUAGAGGAGAUGGUACAGGCGGCAAGAGUAUCUAUGGUGACAAAUUCAAGGAUGAGAACUUCAAGAUCAAGCACGAGGGUCCCGGAUGGUUGAGCAUGGCCAACGCAGGCAAGGACACCAACGGCUCUCAGUUCUUCAUCACCACCGUUAAGACCUCCUGGCUCGAUGGACGACACGUUGUCUUCGGGAUGGUCAUCAAUGGAAUGGAUGUUGUGAACGAGAUACAGGAAGUUCCGAAGAAACCCGGCGAUCGUCCUGAAAAAGAUGUGACUAUUGUGGAUUGUGGGACUAUACCAGUGGAGGAACCAUACGCUGCCGAUUAUUAAUGGAGACAUUCCGAUGUGUAUAUACAUGAACAUUUACGAUUAUUGGACCGAGAACUUUAGAUUGCAUAUUUCUGUAUUAGUUUUAUCAAUUUGUAUUGCGAACAAAAAGAAUAAUUAUGCAUGUACGUAUAUAUAUAUACGUGUACGUGAAUAUAAAUGAACAAAGUUUUGAA